This is a messenger RNA of Rhopalosiphum maidis (corn leaf aphid), 894 nucleotides long. Its product is annotated as G-protein coupled receptor GRL101-like. The coding region runs from base 206 to 691 and encodes 161 amino acids. The transcript is spliced from 6 exons. NCBI's taxonomy places the organism in Eukaryota, Metazoa, Arthropoda, Insecta, Hemiptera, Aphididae. The record is from RefSeq and is a predicted model, not a curated record. Gene Ontology annotation, molecular function: protein binding.
GUUAAAAAUUAACUAGUUAUAUUCAGAUAUUGGCAGUGAUUAUUAAAUAUUAUAUUAUAUUUUAUCUAUAAUUAAAUGUUUGUUGAUUUACGAUAAAAUAUUGUUUAGUGUUUAGUGACGUUCAUAUGAUAUAACUUAUGUAUACUAAAAUUUAUUGUUAAUAAUAAAAAAAAAUAUUUUCCUUGAUAUUAGGUUUGGAUUAGCUAUGAAGGUGACGUUUUCCUGGUCGAUAUAUUCGUGUUUAGUUUUCGGAACUGGAAUUUUGUGUGACCAUAAACUUGAAAGACGACAAGCUGAACCAUCUUGCUUAAUAACCACAGAGGAUACUUUUAGUUGUUCUGAUGGAAACUGUAUUAUAUGGUCGUCAGUUUGCGAUGGUUGGGAAGAUUGCUCAGAUGGUUCAGACGAAAACAAAGAACUGUGUAAUCGAUAUGAAUACGAAAUGAAUACAACGUUAGAAUGCGGAAGAUUAAAUAUCAAUGGCAUUCGGGAUAGGAACGCACCUAAAGGGAUAACACCUUGGAAUGUUGGAAUCUAUAAAAAAAUUCAACAUAAUUCAUCCAAUUUUGAUUUUAUAUGCGGAGGAACAAUUAUUGGUCCAAAAUUCAUCGUCACAGAUUGUUUCUUGGACACUAAAGAGAGAUUCAGGAAUUUCCUCAUCAGAAUCGUCUUUAACAUAUAUCGACAAUGAUUCUUGUCGAAACACAUACGGAUUAAAAUAUAUGACUGAUGAUAAAUUUUGUGGAAGUUCUGCAAUAGAGAAAAGAAAAGAUUUGAUAAUGUAUUUUGGAACAGGACUUACAUUUGUACACUCUAAUAACUCUCAUUUUUUAACCGGAGUAGCAACUAGCGACGGAAAAUCCAAUAAUAAUACAAUAGUAUAUUUGACAGAUA